CCAUCUCAUCCCAUCCCUGGCGCCGGCCCGUUGGGUUUUACAAACAUCUGUUGUCUUGAAGAACAACGAGUUAGAAACUCAACGGUCAAUGAAAUAAUCUCCAGUGAUUACUGCCGCUGGGGGCUGAGGAGGGGCCAUGCCGCCCAUCAGUGAGGUGUGGAGAUACGUAACGCAGAGAGAUGAUCGAACCCUGGAAUGCACCAUGUGUGGCUGGCAGCUAGCCCACCCUUGCAGCACUGAAGUACUGCGCCUACACCUGCAAAACCACCACCGCAUCCACUUCACCACAGAGACCGGGCAGGGGGAACCGCAGGGAACCGACAGCACCGGAGACGAGACUCAGUGUGAGGAGGAACAGGGUCACAGCGACAUGCUGGACAUAGACAGCCCCGAGCCCCACAGGUCGCCGGGCAGCAGCAGCAGCAGCAGGCGCAUGUCGGAGAUGCUGCGGGACUGCGCUGCACAGCUCGAGGACGAGGAGGACGAGGGGCCAGGAGAUGGAGACCCUCACCCCACCCUGACUGAAGACGAGCUGUCCACGCUGCUUCGCUCCUGUGGGCCGGCCCGCAGUCCCCGGGGAAGCGCCGAGCUGACCUACAAGCGGCGGCUGGCGGGCGGGAGCCCGGACCGGGCUGAGACAUGGGAUUUCUUCAAGAAGCUGAACGAGCGGUGCGUCGAGUGCAGCCUCUGCCGCAAACAGCUCUGCUUCCACGCCAGCACGGCCAGUCUCCGGGAGCAUCUCCGCCGCAAACACCGGCUCGGGGAAGCGCAGCCCCGCCACGGCGCCGACGAUGCCUCGUCCGGAUCCGAGUCGGUGGGGCCGGAGCCCGAGGUGAAGAGGAACCGAGCGGUGGGGGAGAGAGUGGGGGUCCCGGAGUGUCCGGAGUGUCCGGAGCGGCGGCGGGACGUGCUGGACCGGCUACUGCUGGGCCUGGUUUACCGGGACCUGCAGCCGCUUGGCCUCGGGAAACAGACCGGCUUCAAGCGGCUGCUUGGUUACUUGGAGCCGAGUUACCGACCCCCGACAGCGGCUCAGUUAUCGGCCGCUCUGCGCCGCCUCUACCUGCGGGCUCGCCAACAUCUGGCGGCACAGCUGCGCUCGGUACCGGCGCUGGCGUUAUCCACUCACAGCUGGAGCGGCCCCGGCGGUCGGCCCUUCCUCACUGUGCUAGCCCACUACACGGACGCCCGUUGGGCCACGGUGCGCUGCGCUCUCCGGACCGGCCGAGCUCCCGGUCCCGACCUCCUGCUCUCUGCCCUCGCCGACUACCAGCUCCCCGCCGCUGCCGUCAUCUGUGUGGUGGAGGAUAGCCCGCGGGCCCGGGCCGAGUGGCCGCCAUACAGCCUCCCGUGCGCCCGCCGCGCCCUCGACCUCUGUCUCCGACAAACACUGCGACUCGAGGCUCUACAACCGGCACUCGGAGCAGCUCGCCGCCUCGCCGCGCAACUGCAGCUCGGCCCGGACUUCGGACACGGGCUGGAGCCGCUGGACAUCGGUCUCCUCCAGGCUGGACAGUGGCCGGAGCCGCUGGACACCGGUCUGUUCCCGGCCGGACAGUGGCCGGAGGCGGACACUGGCCCGCACUGGGACAACACGCUACAGAUGUGCGAGCGGCUGCUGCGGAUGCGGCCGGCACUGGACAGCGAGCCCGCACUUUCCCCGCAACACUGGCAGCUUUUGCGGGACCUGGUGUCCGUCCUGCAGCCGCUGCGGCUCGGCCUGGCCUUCCUGUCCGAGCCCCACAACGCUUCAGUGUCGGCGCUGCUGCCCUGCCUACAUGGAGUGGCCGCCGCGCUGGCCCAGUGUCCGCUGGAGGUGGCGAGCCCGGCCAGGGCAGCUGGGGCCCGGCUCCGACACUUGUUGUUGCGCCGCUGGGAACUGGAGAGCGGCCCCGAUGUGGCCACAGGUCCCGCUGGUCUGGCCGCUAUCGCCUCCUUCCUCGACCCGCGCUUCAAGGACCUGCGUUUCCUCGACGCCCGCACCCGGGACCACAUCCACCGCAAGGUGCGGGCACUGCUGGCGGCCACUCCGCCCGAACCCCGGCCUGCUAGCCCGUGCCCGCCGCCGCUCGGCCCGUCCCCAGGGGCUGCUAGCCCGGGCCCGCCCCCGGCCGCCCUGCCCAGCGACUAUGACCUGUUGUUCGGCGCGGAGCCGGCGGGCGCGAUGCCCGAGUCUCGGCUGCAGUUGGACGGGUACUUGUCCGAGCCGCUCCGCAAACGCGACUCCGACCCAUUCCACUGGUGGCGGGACAACGGGCAUCGCUUCCCGGCGCUCGCCCGCCUCGCCCGCCGCUUCCUGCCCAUCCCCGCCGCCGCCGGGCCGCUCUCUCCCCGCCACAACUCCACGCCCGCCGGCGGCACCGACACUGAUGUGGAGUACAUCGUGUUCCUUCACACAAACGUCCCGUACAUCGACCUCCUCCAGUGACGCCAAACCGAGUGGCCCUUCGGCCCGUCCACUCGCUGCUCUAACCCCACGCUCCCAGUACAGCAGCGCCAGUCUCGACAGAAGAGACACAAGCGACUGAUUGGCCCAAUCCUGCUCAUUAUGUGAUCCUAAUCCUAAUCAUGUUCUUUGAACGAAAGCUAUCCGUGCACCGUGGAAUUUGACAGAUUCUAUUUAUUCACAUAAAUAAACAAGGGCAGGACUUGAACAGUAAAUGAUAGAGUACAGGGGGAAAGAACACAAAGCCUGGAGGUGCAGGCACAUCAUUCCUUGACGGUGGUCUGAGGUGGACAACCUUCUUUAAUCCAUCCAACACAUGAACUCAAGCCAAUCCAACAUCACCUCCCAGAAUAAACCCGUGCUGAAUCUCCCUGAUCAACCAAUGCCUUUCUUCGUGGCCUCUGCAUUGAUUCCAGCAAUUUUUUUCACCCUGGAGCAGAUGACCAGCUUGUAGGUACUUGCAUUCCUUCAGUCAGUGACAGCGCUCCUCAGUGGGCAGAGUUACUCAUUGCUGUAACACUGAAACAAAAACUGAAUCCACAUUUCAUAGUCUCGUGUACCGAGGUACAGUGAAAAGUUUUUGUUGUGUGCUAACCAGUCAGCGGAAAGACAAUACGUGGGCCAUUUAUAGUGUAUAGAUGCAUGAUAAGGGAAUAACGUUUAGUGCAAAGUUAAGCCAGCAAAGUCCGAUCAAGGAUAGUCCAAGGGUCAUCAAUGAGGUAGAAAGUAGUUCAUUGCUCUCUGGUUAAGGGUAGGAUUAUUCAGUUGCCUGAUAACAGCUGGGAAGAAACUGUCCCUGAUGUAAUGGCUGCUUGUUCUAAUGUUGUGAUAUCCUCUGUACCUAAUGAAACAGUAGGCUGUGAUUAUUGCUGACAAUCUAGGGAGGCAAACAAGACCUGGGUUUAAUCUCUGCUCUCUCAGCAUGAAGCUGAAUCAUCAACCUACACCAAGUCUGUGGAGCAGGACUUGACUCCAUGACCUCCUGACCCGCCAGAGGCAGGCCUUGGCUCAAUCCGUGGGCUGACGUUUCUUCCCAGUUGUUAUUUUCAAGAGAGAAUUAGAUAAGGCUCUUAAAGAUAGCGGUCAGGGGAUAGGGGAUAGGGGAGAAGGCAGGAAAGGGGUACUGAUUGGGGAUGAUCACAUUGAAUGGCGGUGCUGGCUCGAAGUGCCGAAUGGCCUACUCCUGCACCUAUUGUCUAUUUGGCAACUGAACUAUCCUACCACAACCAGAGAGCAGUCCUGGACUACUAUCUACCUCUAUGAUGAUCUUCGGACUAUCUUUGACGGGGAACCGAACAAACGAGGCUAAGGGCGUCCUCAUCCACGGCCACAGGAGAAUAUUCCUGACAAUCAGAUGCUAAAUAUUUGUAUUGGUUUGUUAUUGGUUUAUUAUUAUCAUGUGUAUGGAGAUACUGUGAAAAGCUUUUGUUUGUAUGCUAAUUGAUUAAAUCAGAUCAUACAAUGCAUGAGUCCAAUCAUGGCAAGCUACGACAUCUAGUCGAAGGGCCGAAUGGCCUUCUCUAGCACCUGUUUUCUAUGUUUCUAGUGCAAAGAGAACUUUAGCAGAGUGCAGAAUCUACUUUUGCAGUGUUACAAGCCUAAUGUCCACGACGAGGUAGGAUGGAAGAACGGGACUGUUCGUAGUCUGAUAACAGUGGGUAAGAACCUGGUCCUGUAGCUGGCAAGCUUUUCCAUCUUCUGCCCGACAGAAAAGGGGAGAAGAGGAAUGAACAAGGUGAAAGAAGGUCCUUGAUUAUGUUGGCUGCUCUCCUGAGGCAGCGUGAAGUGUAGACGCAAUCAAUGGCGGGGAGUCCAGUCUGUGUGAUAGACUGGGCUACAUCCACGUCUCUGCAAUUUCUUGCGGUCUUGAGCAGAGCUGUUCCCAAACCACGAAUCCCAAUUGGAUAUUCUUGCAGUUGUUUUGAUUUUUAUUCAAAUGAAUUAACUUUCGUUUUAAAAUAACCGCAGAUGUUAUGAAUCUAAAAAUACAUCUUGGAAACACAGCAGAUCAGGCAGCAUCUGUGUAGAGAGAAACAGAGGUUGUAGAUCCUCCAGAACCAGGUGUCAAUCUCUCCCAGAUUUGAUGAGUGAUCAUUGAGCUGAAAACCAAGCAGAUUCCAUCUUCACAGAUGCUGCCUGGACCACUGAGUGAUCUUGUGUUUGCUGGAUGGACAACAAUGGACAAUUGUUUCAGGAUCAACAUGCUUCCUGCUAACAGCAACAUGUUGGUUUAAGCUCCAAUCUGGUGGUCUCCCUGCCCUGUGUGUGCGAAUGAUCUGUCCCCACACCCUCAGUGGAGCAGUGAUGGACCGAGCCGUUCCCUGACCGGUUGAAUGGCGGAGCAGACUCCAAGGGCCGAAUGGCCUCGUUCUGUCCCUAUACCUUAUAGUCUUGCCUGACCUAUGUAUCCCGUAUCCUUCUGUCAGUUAAUGAGCACGAGGAAGGGUGUCUACAUGUGGUGACGACACCAGUAUCUCAUCACAAACACAGCGGUUUCUGUGCUGGAAGUUGGAACUGCUCCCGCCGUUAGGUAUUAGACGGCCUUGGUUAUUCCCAAUAAACAGACGGCAGUGUGGAUAAAUGAUACAUUUUCUAUUUAUUUCCUGUACUGAUAAAACCACUGCCUCAUAGAAACAGGUGUAAAACAACUAAUUGUUAAGGGAACAAACCAUCCAUGUCACAUCUUCAGGAUGCCCAGAGCGUGUUACAUGUGUGGUCACCAUCAUGGGACAGGCAGGACAGCGACGUCCCCCAACUCAUGCAAAACUGAAUUCCAUAAAACUUCAAUCCAACGACAUGACCCAUUGAAGAUCAGUCCUGGUGUUUAUAGAAACAAAGAACUGCAGAUUUUUUUUUAGGCCCCAUUCGGUCAUGGCUGACCAUGGGUGUCUCCUGGGUUGGAGGACGCCAGUACGUGACUUUGUUUAACGUGGGGAGACUGGUGUACAGACAGCCACCACACACACGGUCCUUGACAGAUCUGGGUUAGGAUCCAGUGGCUUGGAGUCCAAGACGAACGGAGACCCCUUUCAUCCGCCUUCCCAGCCGUUGUGGCGCUCCACUAAGGUCAGCCAUCGUCCUCCACCUGUUCCACCAUUGAGGUCUUGGUUGGAUCACUCUUUGUCAGAGACCUCCCCCUCAAUCUUACCGCCAUGGGUGACCCUACCAGGACCAUAGCUCCAGACGGCAUCGCUCUCAGGAUCUCAGGACCACACAAGCUUCUCCAUCACGG
Messenger RNA from Leucoraja erinaceus (little skate), 5678 nucleotides. RefSeq names its product E3 SUMO-protein ligase ZBED1 (gene zbed4l2). The record is from RefSeq and is a predicted model, not a curated record. Gene Ontology annotation, molecular function: protein dimerization activity; DNA binding. NCBI's taxonomy places the organism in Eukaryota, Metazoa, Chordata, Chondrichthyes, Rajiformes, Rajidae. The coding region runs from base 137 to 2428 and encodes 763 amino acids. The transcript has 4 exons.